Molecule: messenger RNA, 5264 nt
Organism: Drosophila simulans
Lineage: Eukaryota; Metazoa; Arthropoda; Insecta; Diptera; Drosophilidae
Gene: Set1
Product: histone-lysine N-methyltransferase SETD1
Exons: 6
Coding region: 272-5179 (1635 amino acids)
Cellular component (GO): Set1C/COMPASS complex
Molecular function (GO): histone H3K4 methyltransferase activity; protein binding; RNA binding
Source: RefSeq, a predicted model, not a curated record
CCUAAAAAUCGAAAGCCUCGUUUUUUGUGUAUUAUUUGCAUUGUGAUUUAGUAUUUCAUUCAGUUAAUUUUAUCAUCCAAACAAUAUAAUGAUUAAAAAACUAAUUGAAUUAUUUGUUCUAUAAUUAAAAAAUCUGCGUAAACUUUUCUGAUAUAAUAAUAUAUUAUAUAUUCGCUGUUCAUCCUUUUCAAAUCAAAACAGAUCGCAGAGAAUUUUUGUGAUAUUUCUAAAUAUUUUUAUAUUAUAUUAUUUUUUUUAAUAAGUAAACUAGAUGCAGGACAUUCGGAAUAUUAACCUGGGCAACAAUUCCGGCAACAGCCAUGAUUCGUCUCUGGCAACCUCCAAAAUGCCGCGCAACUUUAAACUGCUAUCUGAUCCACAGUUGGUUAAAUGUGGUACGAGACUCUAUCGUUACGAUGGUUUAAUGCCAGGAGACCCGUCCUAUCCAACAAUAACACCUAGGGAUCCACGGAACCCACUUAUUCGCAUACGCGCCAGGGCUGUUGAACCACUUAUGCUUCUUAUUCCGAGGUUUGUCAUCGAUUGCGACUACGUGGGCCAGCCACCAGCAGUCGAAGUUACUAUAGUGAACCUAAAUGAUAACAUCGACAAGCAAUUUCUUGCUAGCAUGCUGGAUAAAUGUGGAACAUCUGAUGAAAUAAAUAUUUACCAUCAUCCCAUCACAAACAAACACUUGGGCAUUGCUCGUAUAGUGUUUGAUAGUACGAAGGGAGCGAGAAAAUUCGUUGAAAAAUACAAUCAAAAGUCUGUAAUGGGAAAGAUCUUAGAUGUGUUUUGCGACCCUUUUGGUGCCACAUUAAAAAAAUCUCUUGAGAGCCUUACAAAUUCAGUCGCUGGAAAACAAUUAAUGGGUCCAAAAGUAACACCGCAAUGGACAUUUCAGCAGGCUGCUUUGGAGGAUACCGAAUUCAUCCACGGAUAUCCUGAAAAGAACGGCGAACACUUAAAGGAUAUCUACACCACACAAACCAAUUCGGAAAUUGCAAACCGUAGUAGGGAUCGAAACUGGAAUCGCGACAAGGAAAGAGAAAGAGAUCGCCAUUUUAAGGAGCGCAGUCGACAUACGUCAGAGCGAAGCUAUGACCGUGAUCGUGGAAUGCGAGAAAACGGCACUUCAUUAAGGUGUCGCCGUACUUUUUAUCGACGCCGUUCUAGUGAUAUAUCCCCAGAAGAUUCGCGGGAUAUAUUGAUCAUGACAAGAGAAAGAUCUAGAGAUUCAGAUUCACGUCCUCGUGAUUAUUGUCGUUCUAGGGAGCGAGAGUCGUUUCGAGACCGUAAAAGAUCUCAUGAAAAAGGCCGAGAGCAGCCCAGGGAAAAAAGAGAACAUCAUUAUAACUCAUCUAAAGAUCGAGAGUACCGCGGAAGAGAUCCCGAACGAUCUGCUGAAAUCGAUCGAAGGGAUCGCGGAAGUCUUAAGUAUUGUAACCGCUAUUCAUUGCAUGAAUAUAUUGAAACUGAUGUUAGACGUUCUUCGAAUACAAUAAGUAGUUACUAUCCCGGUUCCAGUCUUCCUACUGCAAGCCAUGGCUUCAAUAGCUGUUCUUUACCUUCAAUUGAAAAUAUUAACACAUGGUCUGAUCGGAGAGCUUGGACUGCGUUUCAGCCUGACUUUCAGCCAGUACAACCACCCCCACCGCCACCAGAAGAGACUGACAACUGGGAUGAAGAGGAACACGACAAAAAUUGUAUUGUGCCUAUGCCUUAUGGCUCCGCAAAACUUCAACCGCCAGUGCCGUCAAACGUGAAUUUCGCGACUAAAUUAAAGUCAGUUACACAACCGAAUUCCGAUCCAGGGAACGUGGAUUUAGAUACUCGAAUAGCUUUAAUAUUUAAAGGAAAAACUUUUGGAAAUGCACCGCCUUUUCUUCAAAUGGAUAGCAGCGAUUCAGAAACAGAUCAAGGCAAACCUGAAGUUUUUUCGGAUGUUAAUUCCGAUUCAAACAACUCGGAGAACAAAAAAAGGUCAUGUGACAAAAGUAAUAAAGUUCUCCAUCAGCAAAAUGAAGCAAGUGAUAUAUCAAGUGAUGAAGAAAUAAUAGGUAAAAAGGACAAGUCAAAACUCAGUUUAAUAGGCGAAAAGGAAGUAAAUGAUGACAAUAUGUCUUUAUCGAGCCUAUCUUCCCACGAGGAUCCUAUCCAGACCAAGGAUGGUGCAGAGUUUAAGAGUAUUAUGUCAUCUUACAUGUAUUCGAAUCAAAAUCCUUUUUAUUACCAUGCUACAGGCUAUGGGCACUAUCUUCCCGGUAUUCCGUCUGAAUCUACAAGUCGUUUAUUUUCAAAUGGCGCUUACAUGCAGUCUGAAUAUUUAAAAGCCGUUACAUCAUUUAAUUUUGAUUCGUUUUCUAAGCCAUACGACUACAAUAAAGGUGCUCUAUCAGAUCAGAAUGAUGGAAUACGUCAAAAAGUAAAAAAAGUAAUUGGCUAUAUUGUCGAGGAGCUAAAACAGAUUUUAAAAAGAGACGUUAAUAAGCGCUUGAUUGAGAUAACUGCAUUUAAACAUUUUGAGACAUGGUGGGACGAGCAAACAUCAAAAGCCCGUUCAAAGCCGCUAUCCGAAAAAGCAGACUCCACUGUCAACACACCUUUAAAUUUUAUUAAAGAUACUUCUAAUAACGAAAAGAAUCCUGAUAUAAAUCUUCUUAUUAAUGCCCACAGGGAAGCCGCAGAUUUUCAAUCUUACUCCAGUAUAGGCUUGCGGGCAGCAAUGCCCAAGCUGCCGUCGUUUCGGCGUAUAAGAAAACUUCCUAGCCCUAUACCCACCAAAAGAAAUUUUUUGGAAAGAGAUUUAAGUGACCAAGAGGAAAUGGUGCAACGCUCCGACUCAGAAAAGGAGGAUUCUAAUGUGGAAACCUCCGAUACUGCACAUUUAAACAUUAAAGGUCCAGUCCCAAUUCAAGAGUCAGACACUAAAUCGCAUACAUCUGGUCUUAAUUCAAAAAGAAAGGGAAGUGCUUCAAGUUUUUUUUCUUCUUCGUCUUCUUCCACUUCUAGUGAAGCUGAGUAUGAAACAAUCGAUUCUGUAGAAAAGGCUAGGACUAGUGAGGAAGAUAGUCCUGGAAGAUAUGGUCAAAGAAAUCUGAAUCAACGAACAAAAACGAUUAGAAACAGGAAUCGAGUGCGUAAAAUGGAUAAAGUUACAAAUGUGAGAAAUGUAUAUUCGGGGUCAGAUGAAUUCAAAAAAGAGAACGUAACUAGGCGCACAAAAAAGAAUAUUUAUUCCGAUACAGAUGAAGAUAAUGAUAGAACGUUAUUAUCUGAUUUAAAAGAAAAAAAUAUUUCAACAAUUUUAUCUGAUCUCGAAGAAAUAAGUAAAGAUAGUUGCAUCGGAUUGGAUGAAAACGGGAUUGAACCCACAUUAUUAUUAUCAACGAUUUCAAAACUGAAUGAAGAGUGUAGGCGCUCUCUUACACCCGUUCCACCACCGGGUUACAAUGAGGAAGAAAUUAAAAAAAAGGAGGAUUGUAAACAAAAGCCGUUAUUUGAAUACGAUAGAAUUUACAGCGACUCCGAGGAGGAGAAAGAAUAUCAGGAAAGAAGAAAGAGAAAUACUGAGUACAUGGCUCAAAUUGAACGAGAAUUUUUAGAGGAACAAGAAAAGAGUAUUGAAAAGUCAUUGGAUGAAAACCUACAGUCGCCUAAUAGCAUUGUAAAAUGCAGAAACUCCCCAACAAAUAAAAAUGACGAAACGAGAAAAAAAGCUUUUUCACAAACAAGAUCAUGUUUUGAAAGUGCAAGUAAAGUUGACAUGACUCUAGUCAAUAUAAUAAAUGUUGAAAACGAUAUAAACGAAUUUGGCCCUCAUGAAGAGGGUAAUGUUACAAACGGUUGUAACAAAGUGUAUACAAGUUCAAAGGGUAAAACCAAAAGAACUCAAUCGCCAGUGUAUUCUGAGGGCGGUUCCAGCCAAGCUUCUCAGGCGAGUCAGGUUGCGCUAGAGCACUGUUAUUCGUUGCCGCCGCACUCAGUUUCUUUGUGCGAUUAUCCAUCUGGUAAAGUGAAUGAAACUAAAAACAGUUUAAAACGAGAAACAGAGAACAUUGCAAAUGUUAGCCAAAUGACGAGGACAGGUCCCGGCAGACCUCGCAAGGAUCCAAUAUGUACUCAAAAGAAAAAGAAAGAUUCGGCCCCCAGGAUGUCAAACGUAAAGCCUAAAAUGGCACCAAACAGAGAUCAAUGGGCCGAAUUGGCACACAAAAAUGUACAUUUUGUUCCGUGUGAUAUGUAUAAAACUCGUGAUCAGAAUGAAGAAAUGGUUAUUUUGUACACUUUUUUAACAAAAGGCAUUGAUGCAGAAGAUAUAAACUUUAUAAAAAUGAGUUAUUUGGACCAUUUGCAUAAGGAACCGUACGCAAUGUUUUUAAAUAACACUCACUGGGUGGAUCACUGCACAACUGACCGAGCUUUUUGGCCACCGCCAACAAAAAAGCGAAGAAAAGACGACGAACUGAUGCGACAUAAGACUGGAUGUGCGCGAACUGAAGGAUUUUACAAACUAGAUGUUCGAGAAAAGGCUAAGCAUAAGUACCAUCAUGCUAAAGCCAAUACAGAAGAUUCUUUUAAUGAAGAUCGGAGCGAUGAACCUACAGCACUUACAAAUCAUCAUCACAAUAAAUUAAUUUCCAAAAUGCAAGGAAUUUCCCGCGAAGCUCGCUCAAACCAGAGAAGACUUUUAACAGCCUUUGGUUCUAUGGGUGAAUCUGAGCUUUUAAAAUUUAAUCAGCUAAAGUUUCGGAAGAAACAGCUUAAGUUUGCAAAAUCUGCGAUACAUGAUUGGGGAUUGUUUGCAAUGGAGCCCAUAGCUGCAGACGAAAUGGUUAUUGAAUAUGUUGGUCAGAUGAUUCGACCUGUAGUUGCUGAUCUAAGAGAAACAAAGUAUGAAGCGAUUGGAAUUGGUAGUUCCUAUUUGUUUCGAAUUGACAUGGAAACUAUAAUCGACGCAACUAAAUGUGGAAACUUAGCUCGAUUUAUAAAUCACAGUUGCAAUCCGAAUUGCUACGCUAAGGUUAUAACUAUUGAAUCUGAAAAAAAGAUAGUAAUAUAUUCAAAACAACCCAUUGGAAUAAACGAGGAAAUAACUUACGACUAUAAAUUUCCACUAGAAGAAGAAAAAAUACCUUGUCUAUGCGGCGCCCAAGGAUGUCGGGGCACACUUAACUAAUACUUAUUUACAGCAAUGAAUUAAAUAUUCAUUAAAACCUAAUACUUAUUUACAGCAAUGAAUUAAAUAUUUAAGAGCACAUAAA